UCUACAGAACAUGUAGCUUGGCGUUGGCAACGACGUGAGGCCGAUCCAGGAGCACUGAAGUCAGUUGGGCUUGGCCGGAGCGAUGUGCGGACUAUAACGCAGUCACAAAACUUUAUAACCAAAUAUAAAUGCAGCUGAAUAAAUAUCUCUAGCUGCGCUUCUGCUGCGGACGUUUCUAAAGGUUCAGUAUGGCCGGCUGUGGAGAAGUGGACUGUAAAGUGAAUGCACUGGCUCCUACAAAGCUGAUAGAGGAAGUAGGAGAUACUCUUACUCCAGACCCCUCCAGUUCCACCAGCCCCCCGGAGUGUGCCAUCUGCCUGCAGAGCUACAUCCUCCCCGUAUGUCUCCCAUGCCGCCACGUCUUCUGUUUCCUGUGUGUGAAAGGUGCCUCCUGGCAGAACAAGCGUUGUGCACUCUGCCGACAAGAAAUCCCAGAGGACUUCCUGGAGCGCCCAGUUCUCCUCUCACCUGAAGAACUGAAAGCAGCAGCUGCAGGCUUUGCAUGGUACUAUGAGGGGCGCAGCGGCUGGUGGCAGUUUGAUGAGAGGACCAGCCGUGAGCUGGAGGAGGCUUUGUCCAAGGGCAGGAAGAGCACAGAGAUGCUGAUUGCUGGGAUUCUUUAUGUAGCUGACCUGGAGAACAUGGUGCAGUAUCGCCGGAAUGAGCACGGCCGCAGGCGCAAGAUAAAGCGUGACGUUGUAGAUAUUCCCAAGAAGGGAGUCGCUGGACUGAAGUUAGACCCCGAAUCUGCCUCCAUUCCUGCCUCCAUUCCUGCUUCACCAGUUAUCACCCCAGCUGCACCUGAACGCGUGAGCUCGGCUGAUGGAUCGGACACUGCAGACCCAUCACAGUCUUCAUCCCUUGGGAUUAUGACAUCUCUUCCCCCUGUUAGACCUCCAACACUCCUGGGGCACCAACUUGUCAGUCCCCUUUCUCCCUCACCCUCACCAUCACCUUCAACCCUGGACGAGUCUUUGUCCCAGCUCCUAAUCAGCCAGCCAGAAGGUGACGAGGUGGAAGGAGACAAUGAGCUACAGACGUACGAGUAUGCGUCCGGCAGCAGUGAGAGUGAGGAGGAAAUGGAGUGCGAGGGAGUGACACAGGAGUCGGUGCCACGGAGGAGACAUAGGCCGCUAAGAGAGAGCCAGCCAGCCAGAAUGCCUCCAAGGGGCGGGCCCUCCAGCUCUGCACUCAGUCUCCGCUCCCGUAGUCCUGAUGGGCAGUGCACUGUGACAGAAGUGUGACUGCGACAGUGGAAUCUGUUCUUCAGAAGAACUUUCAUCAGUUCAGCAAAAAAAAGUAUAAAAACCAGUAUGCAUCUUUAAAGGUCCAUAGAAAUGAAAAAUACCUUUUUAAAAAUACCCUGUGUUGUUACUUAAGUGUAUCCCACCAGCCCCAUCGAUCAUGUGCCAAGUAUGAGCCAUCUAAUUGAACAUGAUCUACAAUUGUAACUAGCAUUAGCAGCAAUGACGUGGGUCACAGCUGUCUGCUUGGAUGUUAGUUUGCAAAAACAUCUCACCGGCUAACAUCUAACUACUUACACUUGGGAUAAACUCAUGUUGACCUCUGUUGUCUUCCACCCAGUAUUGUUUUCAUUCAGAAAUGCCUAAGACCAACAAACAAUGUACUACAUUAAAGCCAUUUCAAUGGACCUUUAACACGUGAACUGAAGCCUUUUGUUGAAGACUUUAAAAGGUAGUUUGGUAGUUAUGCAAUACAUAGGUUAUACAGUGAAGGAUAAGAAGUCUGUCAACUUCUUUGUAACGGUUGUCCAAAAACUACCAUCUCGCACUGCCUUUACACCAGUCUGUGACAUAGCAAUACAACCUCUUUGAAAUGAAACCACAUCCUCUUUGUUCUCUAAUCUUUUGACGUCAUGGUUAACAUGGCUGAUAUUAGUUUGAUUGAUGGUGUAAAAAUCAACUUAAAUGCAGCACCUUAUGUUCCAAUUAUGGAGAGUUAAAAUGGCCAUUUCCUGCUUUGCUGAUGAGGUUUUUUUUUUUUUUUUUGAGGUUAAGAUUAAUCAGGACCUAAUUAAUAACAAUUUAAACUGGAGUUUGUGUGUAUGUGUGUGUGUUAAAGCGUUUGAGGGGGAGCAAGAAUGUAUUCCCUCUAUUUUUAUUGUUAAAGUCUUGUUUUAAUAAUGGUGUGUGUUUGUGGGUGGUGUUGGGUGCUGAAGAGCUACUGGCAGGACCACUGGAAAGUAUUGGGCUAUAUAUGAAGAGACACAUUUGGAUUUCUAUUUCUUGUCAUGGUACUCUCAAUAGGACCACUAUCAGAGCAGUGGCAUUGACAUGUACUUGAACUUUAUCUCCACUCACACGCUCUGUUUUUCUCCUUUUUUCCUCCAGCUGCUAUUAUUUUAACAGUCAACUUUUCACUCUUUGUGUCUGUCUGAAUUACGUAAACAAACGUCUGUCUGUGUUGUGCAGCCCUCUGUGGUGUCUUGUCAAAUUAUUAAAGGUGUUUAUCAUUUAAAA
Dicentrarchus labrax (European seabass) is the source of this 2480-nucleotide messenger RNA. RefSeq names its product E3 ubiquitin-protein ligase rnf146. Gene Ontology annotation, molecular function: poly-ADP-D-ribose binding; zinc ion binding; ubiquitin protein ligase activity. Bases 189 to 1244 code for a protein of 351 amino acids. The transcript has 2 exons. Gene Ontology annotation, biological process: ubiquitin-dependent protein catabolic process; Wnt signaling pathway. Gene Ontology annotation, cellular component: nucleus; cytoplasm. Lineage: Eukaryota; Metazoa; Chordata; Actinopteri; Moronidae. The record is from RefSeq and is a predicted model, not a curated record.